AUGACGGUGGUACAAUGCGUCGUGAGCGCCGUGGCUGUCAAAGCUUCCGGGCUGAAUGUCAGCAUCGGGCCGCUCAUCAUGUUUUACCUGACCAAGCCUCGUGUUGGGUGGGUGGUUGUCAUGCUAUCAGCUUGCUUCUAUGAACCUCUCACCGAUACAGCCACCGAUGUACUCUUCCAAGAAUGUGUGCUGGGCGUCUUGGCACUUCCUGGUGCGCUCAUGUUCUUGAGAGUCAGUGGCUUUGGGGAGAUGCCCGACGGUUGCGAUACAUAUGACAUGUACGAUAAUUAUGCGAUGGGCACAAACGGUGAUGCCAACCUUUUCCUGCGCAGCGGGUCAAGCAGCCUUGUCGCAUGCGGUGCGAUCCUUUUGUUUGUUGGCAUUUCCAUGCUUUGGAAACGUCGCUUUCUCAAGAGGCGUCUUGGCCUAUUGGCCAUGAUCCCUUGCACAGGCGCAUUCGUCUCUGCUUGGGUUCUCUGGAUCGGCUUUGACUAUGCUGUCAUGAAUGGAGACUUCUGUAUUUCGGGGUCGGCUAUCGGAACUGUAUCUGCCAUAUCUAUCAUUUUCCCCAUUCUAAACGGUCUUUUGCGUGGCUGGAUUGGAUAUCCUGGUGGAGGGUACUACCCGUAUUAA
Molecule: messenger RNA, 633 nt
Organism: Fusarium mangiferae
Lineage: Eukaryota; Fungi; Ascomycota; Sordariomycetes; Hypocreales; Nectriaceae
Exons: 2
Coding region: 1-633 (210 amino acids)
Source: RefSeq, a predicted model, not a curated record